Messenger RNA from Seriola dumerili (greater amberjack), 1254 nucleotides. RefSeq names its product N-acetyllactosaminide beta-1,3-N-acetylglucosaminyltransferase 2-like. Bases 6 to 1208 code for a protein of 400 amino acids. Gene Ontology annotation, molecular function: hexosyltransferase activity. The record is from RefSeq and is a predicted model, not a curated record. The transcript has a single exon. Gene Ontology annotation, cellular component: membrane. Lineage: Eukaryota; Metazoa; Chordata; Actinopteri; Carangiformes; Carangidae.
GCAACAUGUCUGUGACCUGCCGGAAAGCGAGGGUGUGCUACGUGAUGAUGCUCAACGUCUUCCUCUGCGUCUUGAUCGGCGUGUUGCGGAACCACGGGCACGACAAAAGUGACCACCGUGUGAUUCGAAUCCCGACCGAGAGGUUUUGGCGGCAACACGCAGUGAGCGCAUCGUUCUGGAACAAGGAGCAGCAGCGCCUGGACUUCAUCUACAACCCCGUCAUCAACCCCGCGCUCUCCGGUAACUCCGUCGCCGAGCUGCCGGAUUGGCUGAACGACACCGGGCCCCUCGACCCCUGUGAACCAGACUACAGAGUCCCCACGCAGAUCGUGGACUACAACACGCUCCCAAAGCAAUUCCAGGAUUUUCUUUUGCACAUGCGCUGCAGGACGUACCCCAUGAUGAUAAACCAGCGCCGCAUCUGUGACGAGAAACCCUUCCUGCUGUUGGCGGUCAAGUCCCUGACCCCGCAUUUUGACCGUCGGCAGGCUAUUCGUGAAACCUGGGGACGGGCGGGCGUCUUAGCCAAUCGGACCGUGGCGACGGUGUUCCUGCUCGGCGACACCAUGUCAAUGGACCACUUCCCAGACCUGCUGGGUAUGGUGGGCCACGAGGCGAAACUCCACAAAGACCUCCUCCAGUGGGACUAUCGGGACACCUUCUUCAACCUCACCCUGAAGGAGGUCCUCUUCCUGGAGUGGUUCAGCCAAAACUGUCCCCAGGCCCAGUAUGUCCUCCAGGGCGACGACGACGUCUUUGUCAACACUUUGCGAAUUAUCGACUUCCUGGAAGGCCUGUCGGAGGUCAAGGCGAAGGAUUUGUUCAUAGGCGACGUCAUCAGCAACGCAGGUCCACACCGAGACAAAAAACUGAAGUACUUCAUCCCUGAGAGCGUGUUUGUGGGCUGGUACCCGCCCUACGCCGGCGGCGGAGGUUACCUGUACUCUGGGGAGUUGGCGCUACGCCUUCACAACAUCUCUCAACAGGUCGUCCUGUAUCCCAUUGAUGACGUAUAUACGGGGAUGUGUCUGAGGAAGCUGGGUCUGGCUCCCGAGAAGCACAGUGGGUUCAGGACCUUUGACAUUGAGGAGAAGUACAGGCACAACAGCUGCAUCUACAGGAGCCUGAUGCUGGUUCACAGCCGGACGCCGCAGGAGAUGUUGAAGAUCUGGUCGUGGAUCGUCCGUCCGGAGCUGGAGUGCCAGUGAACGCCGUCAAUGAUUGUUUGCAUUUAACCUUUUUAAAUUAUUUUAA